This is a messenger RNA of Zerene cesonia (dogface butterfly), 1230 nucleotides long. RefSeq lists its product as uncharacterized. The coding region runs from base 247 to 1119 and encodes 290 amino acids. The record is from RefSeq and is a predicted model, not a curated record. Gene Ontology annotation, cellular component: membrane. The transcript has 7 exons. Lineage: Eukaryota; Metazoa; Arthropoda; Insecta; Lepidoptera; Pieridae.
CGCAAGAGAGCGGCAAGGCAAGACAGAACGAAGUAGGCGAAGAAGUCUCGCGCGCGAACUCGGUACGCUGCAGGCGAUGACCGCAUUCAUAUGAGUUUUUAUUAUAUUGUGAGAGUGCUGUCGUGUUCCCUGUUCCGUAAAAGUGUUCACAAAAAUGCUGUAUAGGUGAACAAACCAAAACUAGUGUUGUGAUUGUGUUAACGUAUUUCCAUUUUUAUCUUAAUUUGUCUCAAACAAGGUUUAAAAAUGCCUUGCUCAGCGGUAACUUUGUCUAUAGCGACCAUUACAGCUAUCGUAGCUGCUGCGUUAAUGGCAAUAGCGUUUUCAACAGAUAACUGGCUGUAUAUUGAAGUCAAGCGCAGUAACAUACAGACAUACGUGACACAGAACACAGAUAUCAACUCUCAAGCCAUCCUCGAGAGCCUCAACAACAAGUACUAUUUCUACACGCGGACGCGAGGCUUGUUCCGUAUCUGCUACCCCAAGGAGCGACCUCCUUCUGUGGAAAUCUACUUAUCGCCAGUAGAGACUCACUGCAGCAAUGUGGAUUACUUCAUCCCUGACGAAAACAACGAGACUAGGGGACUGUCAGAAGAUGCAAUGAAUAGGUUGCACAUGGCCCGGUCAACGGUGGCCCUAUUCAUGGUGGGAUUCCUUACCUUAUUCAUAGCGUUCUGGACUGGCGUCGUUGGCUGCUGGAAGAGGAGUCCUGGAAACAUCACCGCCACUGCUAUACUUAUGCUUGUUACUUGUCUAUUAGCGGCCGGCGCGAUGGCGCUGUGGCACGGAGUGGAGUUCUACGAGAAAGAGAAAGCCGUGGGGGAGGAAUACUACCAGCAGUGGCCUAACGUAUUGAAAGACAACUCAUCGGUAUGGUACGAUUGGUCAUACAUCCUAGCCUGGUUGUCUGUCGGUGUUUCCUUCGGUAGCUCCAUUAUAUUCUUCUCUGCCGCUGUGUGCCUCAGCAAAGAGAAACGCCGCGAGCAGCAGAAUAACGUGCAGUACAUAAUGCCAGUGUACCCGCAAAAGCAGCAGUACGCGUACGCCGGGUACCCGCCGCCGCAGGCGUACCCCGGCCCCUACUACCACGGCUCGCAGUACGGGCCCUACAACUACUGAGCAAGCGACCAGAUGAGGGACGUAGUGGCGGCGACCUUCGCCAACCCCCCCGCCCCGCAGGCGCCCGCGCGCAACCCCCAGCCCCCGCUAGAAACGUACCGCCCCCCCUCG